AGAUGCCGGAAGUGCUGGAGAAACUAAAUGGAUCCUAACACCAUCAGGAGAACGAAAGAACGAGCAGUGAUAAUGGUUUGGCUAUGGAUAAUGUGCCUUCUUGGCCUAGCAUCUUCUCUAGAAGAAAUCCUUUUGGAUACAACAGGAGAGACCUCUGAGAUUGGAUGGACCGCCCAUCCUCCUGACGGGUGGGAUGAGGUGAGUGUCUUGGAUGAUAGGAAGCAUCUGAUUCGAACCUUUGAGGUAUGCAAUGUUGCUGAGCCGGGACAGAAUAAUUGGCUGCGCACUCAUUUCAUAGAGCGUCGUGGAGCCCACAGAGUUCACAUACGCCUCCGCUUUUCUGUUCGUGACUGUGCCAGCAUGAGGACCGUGGCUUCUUCUUGCAAAGAGACUUUUACCCUUUACUAUCAUGAAUCCGAGACUGACCUAGCCACUGCUGAGCAUCCGGAGUGGCACGAGGGCCCCUGGACCAAAGUGGAUACAAUCGCCGCUGACGAGAGCUUCUCUCAGGUGGAUAGCUCUGGAAAGGUGGUGAAGAUGAACAUCAAGGUGCGAAGCUUUGGGCCAUUGACGAAGAGGGGUUUCUACUUGGCCUUUCAAGACUCUGGGGCCUGCAUGUCUCUGGUGGCUGUCCAGGUUUUCUUCUACAAAUGCCCUGCAGUGGUGAAGGGUUUUGCCUCUUUCCCGGAGACGUUUGCUGGAGGUGAGAGGACUUCUUUGGUGGAGGCACCAGGAACUUGUGUGGCCGAUGCAGAAGAAGCCAGCAGUACUGGCUCCUCUGGAGUGAAGUUGCAUUGCAACGGGGAAGGCGAGUGGAUGGUGGCGAUUGGAAGAUGUGCCUGUCGUGCCGGCUAUGAGCCUAUGGACAGUGAGAGAAUCUGCAAAGCUUGUCCCAGAGGCACCUUCAAAGCAUCGGCGGGAGAUGCCCCUUGCAGUCCUUGCCCUAUCCACAGUUAUGCUUCCAUCCCAGGUUCCCGGGAAUGUGGCUGCCAGGCUCACUAUUACCGUGCUUCUUCAGAUGUCUCAGAUGCCCCCUGUACCAGCAUCCCAUCAGCCCCUCGGGAUCUCAGCUAUGAAAUUAUUGGAUCCAAUGUCCUUCUGACCUGGCGUCUCCCAAAGGAUCUGGGUGGUCGAAAGGAUGUUUUCUUCAAUGUCAUCUGUAAAGUGUGUCCGACUGGCUCUCCAGGGCCUUGUGUCCGUUGUGGGGACAGUGUUCAGUUUGAACCCCGGCAGGUGGGACUGACCGAAAGCCGGGUGCAAGUGUCCAACCUCCUGGCUCGUGUUCAGUAUACCUUUGAGAUUCAAGCAGUCAACCUUGUGACUGAACUGAGUCCAGAUUCUCCACAUUAUGCUGCCAUCAAUGUCAGCACCAGCCAGUCAGUCCCUUCUGCUGUCCCUAUGAUGCAUCAGGUGAGUCGCACCCCAAGCAGCAUCACUUUGUCCUGGCCACAGCCUGACCAGCCAAAUGGAAUCAUCUUGGACUAUCAACUGCGCUAUUUUGACAAGUCAGAAGAUGAGGACACUUCAUUCACCUUAACCAGUGAGACUAAUAUGGCCACCAUCUCCAGUCUAAGCCCAGGGAAGAUAUAUGCUUUCCAAGUACGAGCCCGGACAGCAGUGGGUUAUGGGCCCUAUAGUGGAAAGAUGUAUUUCCAGACUCUUGUAGGAGGUGAGCGCUCUGAGAUGGUUCAGGAUCGGUUGCCUCUUAUUGUAGGCUCGGCAUUGGGUGGACUCGCCUUCAUGGUAAUUGCUGCCAUUGCCAUCCUGGCCAUUGUCUUUAAAAGUAAGAGACGAGAAACUCCAUACACAGAUCGCCUACAACAGUACAUAAGCACUCGGGGCCUUGGGGUCAAAUAUUACAUUGACCCUUCUACCUAUGAAGACCCCAAUGAAGCUAUUCGGGAAUUUGCCAAGGAAAUUGAUGUGUCUUUUGUCAAGAUAGAGGAAGUCAUUGGAUCAGGAGAAUUUGGAGAGGUGUGUUUUGGCCGCCUGAAGCCUCCAGGGAAGCGUGAAUACAUGGUGGCUAUUAAAACCCUGAAGGCCGGCUACACUGAUGAGCAGCGGCGGGAAUUUCUAAGUGAGGCCAGCAUCAUGGGACAAUUUGAGCAUCCAAAUGUCAUCCGCCUUGAAGGUGUGGUCACCAAGAGCCGCCCCGUCAUGAUUGUCACUGAGUUCAUGGAGAAUGGUUCUCUGGAUUCCUUCCUCCGGCAAAAAGAAGGUCAGUUCAGCAUGUUGCAGCUAGUUGGCAUGUUGCGGGGCAUAGCAGCAGGCAUGCGUUAUCUCUCAGAUAUGAAUUAUGUUCACCGGGAUUUGGCUGCCCGCAAUAUCCUGGUCAACAGCAACUUGGUUUGCAAAGUAUCAGAUUUUGGCUUGUCAAGAUUCUUAGAAGACGAUGCUUCAAACCCAACCUACACUGGGGCCUUGGGUGGCAAGAUUCCCAUUCGUUGGACAGCUCCAGAGGCUAUCCAGUACCGCAAAUUUACAUCCUCAAGUGAUGUCUGGAGCUAUGGUAUUGUAAUGUGGGAAGUCAUGUCCUAUGGAGAGAGACCCUACUGGGACAUGUCCAAUCAAGAUGUAAUCAAUGCUAUCGAUCAGGAUUAUCGUCUUCCACCACCUCCGGACUGCCCUACUGUUUUGCACCUGCUGAUGUUGGAUUGUUGGCAGAAAGAACGGGUCCAGAGGCCGAAAUUUGAGCAGAUAGUCAAUGCCCUAGACAAGAUGAUUCGCAAACCAUCUGCUCUCAAAGCGACUGGCACGGGAAAUAGCAGACCGUCCCAACAUCUACUAAGCAACUCGCCCCCAGACUUCCCUUCACUCUCCAAUGCCCAUGAAUGGCUGGAUGCCAUUAAGAUGGGACGUUACAAGGACAACUUUGACCAAGCUGGCCUGGCUACAUUUGAUGUCAUCUCACGCAUGACUUUAGAAGAUAUCCAGCGCAUUGGCAUCAGCCUGGUUGGUCAUCAGAAGAAAAUCCUCAACAGCAUCCAACUCAUGCGGGUCCACCUCAAUCAGCUUGAACCUGUUGAGGUCUGACAAACUGAGAACAAUCCGUUCCCCUUAAAACACAUGGAGAA
Molecule: messenger RNA, 3074 nt
Organism: Protobothrops mucrosquamatus (brown spotted pit viper)
Lineage: Eukaryota; Metazoa; Chordata; Lepidosauria; Squamata; Viperidae
Product: ephrin type-B receptor 5
Exons: 16
Coding region: 28-3033 (1001 amino acids)
Biological process (GO): protein phosphorylation; axon guidance; central nervous system projection neuron axonogenesis
Cellular component (GO): neuron projection; plasma membrane
Molecular function (GO): protein binding; transmembrane-ephrin receptor activity; ATP binding
Source: RefSeq, a predicted model, not a curated record